Messenger RNA from Myripristis murdjan (pinecone soldierfish), 1411 nucleotides. RefSeq names its product coenzyme Q9 homolog (S. cerevisiae) (gene coq9). Lineage: Eukaryota; Metazoa; Chordata; Actinopteri; Holocentriformes; Holocentridae. Gene Ontology annotation, molecular function: lipid binding. Bases 76 to 1086 code for a protein of 336 amino acids. Gene Ontology annotation, cellular component: mitochondrial inner membrane. The record is from RefSeq and is a predicted model, not a curated record. Gene Ontology annotation, biological process: ubiquinone biosynthetic process. The transcript is spliced from 9 exons.
UCAUCAGUCUGCGGCAGAGAGCGGCGUCGCGUUCAAACGACGCGCGCUGUCCUGAAAAACAUCCGUGCAGCUGACAUGGCGGCGCUGCUGAGAGGUCUGCGGGUCGGAGGGACGCUGCGGAGGUUUGGCAGCGUGGUGGCUGCACCAACACCAACGAAUCCCCGGUGCUGCAACAGUCUGAAAUGUGGCUUCCACCGUGCAGCCGUGAGGCUUCAAGAUGACUCCAAAUCUGACAAGCCCUCGUCCUCCUCAUCCACAACCUACCACGAGCACUACCAGGCCCACUCUGCCGACCAGGACGCUGCUGCAGCCUCCAGUGGAGCUGCGGCGUCCGAGCCUGCUGCCGAGGAGGCUUCCAGACCAAACACGAGUUACCAAGACCAGAGCGGCGAGCACGGCGAGGAGUACGAAACAGAGGAACAGCUGCAGGCUCGAAUCCUGACGGCGGCGCUGGAGUUCGUGCCUCAACAUGGGUGGUCGAUGGAAGCCAUUGCAGCCGGGGCCGAGACACUGGGCCUGUCCUCUGCCUCCACUGGGAUGUUCUACAACGGAGCUGGAGACUUGGUUCUACAUUUUAUCGCCCAGUGUAAUUCACAGCUGACUGACAUUCUGGCUGAACAGCACAACCAGGUCCAGCUGGGCCAGGCCGAACCGAAGGAGACUGCCGAGUUCUUACGGGACGCCGUGGAGACCAGACUGAGGAUGUAUAUCCCCUACGUUGAAACAUGGCCUCAGGCGAUGAGCAUCCUGCUCCUUCCUCACAACAUCCCCGACAGCCUGAAGCACCUGUCCACCCUGGUGGACGACAUCUGGUAUUACGCCGGGGACAGAUCCACAGACAUGAACUGGUACACUAAACGGGCCGCGCUGACCGGCAUCUUCAACACCACCGAGCUGGUGAUGGUGCAGGACUCCUCCCCAGACUUCCAGGAUACCUGGAACUUCCUGGACAACCGCAUUCAGGAUGUCGUCAACAUGGCCAGCACGGCCAAACAGGUCCAGUCGACCGGUGAAGCGGUGGUGCAAGGGCUCAUGGGAGCUGCGGUAACGCUGAAGAACCUCACAGGAGCCAAUCAGAGGCGAUGAUGUCACACAGCUGUUCCAGUCUCACUCGUCCGGUCCGCUCUGCUCGUGUUUAUGAGCCGAGGAUCAGUUUUCAUUUUGCUUGCCGCCGCUGCAGCGUCCCAUGUAUGUCAUGCUGUCUGGGUGUGGAUGUGUUGGUGUGCAGCUUUUCCUCAGCAGGACAGGUGUGUCUCUCUGUUCGGUUUUGUUGUCCUUCUCCCUCCAAGACGUCACCUCCCUGCUCAGAUCAUUUCCCCCCCAAAACAUAAUUUAAACUGCAAAACUUUAUCUUAUUUUUUUGUUGGAUUAGUUCAAACUUCAAUAAACUGAUCAUCAUGGCAUAUUUAAA